Molecule: messenger RNA, 1856 nt
Organism: Rhincodon typus (whale shark)
Lineage: Eukaryota; Metazoa; Chordata; Chondrichthyes; Orectolobiformes; Rhincodontidae
Gene: actr10
Product: actin related protein 10
Exons: 13
Coding region: 167-1420 (417 amino acids)
Biological process (GO): retrograde axonal transport of mitochondrion
Source: RefSeq, a predicted model, not a curated record
GAGUCACAUUAAACAGAAACAAAAAUAAUAAGUAGAGACGCGUAGUGUUUGUUUAUCUAAGUCCACAAUCGGGCAAUCUGUGAAGGCGGGUUGUGAAGCGGAUGAUGUCGGUGGAUGACGCGCAGGGUUUGGGGUCUUGGGCACUGUCGGUUGGAGAGCGAACGUGAUGCCGCUGUUUGAGGGACUGGGCACUGGCGGCGAGAAGACCGCCGUUGUCAUUGAUCUAGGAGCCGCGUACACCAAAUGUGGUUUUGCUGGAGAAACUGGACCAAGAUGCAUAAUCCCUAGUGAAAUUAAGAAGCCAGGUCUAGCACAAGCUUCCAAAGUAGUUCAGUUUAACAUCAAUACUGAAGAGCUUUAUGGUUAUUUGAAGGAAUUCAUUCACAUGCUGUAUUUCAGACACUUGCUGGUAAACCCAAGGGAUCGUCGAGUUGUCAUUAUUGAGUCUAUUCUAUGCCCAUCGCAUUUCAGAGAAACACUGACUAGGGUGUUCUUUAAACACUUUGAGGUUCCUUCAGUGCUAUUUGCUCCAAGCCAUCUCAUGUCUCUCCUGACUCUUGGUAUCAAUUCUGCUGUGGUAUUAGAUUGUGGAUAUACAGAAGCUCUAGCAUUGCCUAUAUAUGAAGGAAUUCCUAUUUUGAAUGCCUGGGAAGCACUUCCUCUGGGAGGAAAAUCAAUCCAUAUGGAGUUGCAAUCACGGUUAUUAGAAGAGUGCACUGUGGACACAGGGACCAAAACUGGAGAAGGAUUAGCAUCUGUGAUGAGCUCAAUUCCGGAAGAAACUCUUGAGGAUAUUAAAGUUUGUACUUGUUUUGUAAGUGAUCUGCAAAGAGGACUGAAAAUUCAAGCUGCCAAGUUUAACAUUGAUGGAAAAGCUGAGCGGCCCCAACAACCUCCGGAUGUGGCAUAUCCUCUGGAUGGAGAGAGAAUUUUACAUGUCAGCGGAUCAAUCAGAGAUUCUAUAAUUGAAAUUCUCUUUGAACAAGAUAAUGAAGAGAAGUCCAUUGCCACUUUAAUUCUUGACUCACUUUUACAGUGCCCUAUUGACACAAGAAAGCAGCUAGCAGAGAAUCUUGUAAUCAUUGGUGGAACUGCUAUGCUACCUGGCUUUCUACAUCGAAUUAUGGCUGAAAUUCGUUAUCUCGUCCAAAAACCAAAAUAUAAAGAAGUGUUGGGAGCCAAGGCAUUCAAAGUGCAUACUCCACCUGCAAAACCAAAUACAGUAGCUUGGUUAGGAGGGGCCAUUUUUGGUGCUCUGCAGGACAUUUUGGGCAGUCGUUCAGUGUCCAAGGAAUAUUAUAACCAGACAGGUCGCAUUCCUGAUUGGUGCUGCCUGAGUAACCCACCGUUAGAAAUGUUGUAUGAAACAAGUAAAGCACCACCUCCAUUGAUGAAGAGAGCAUAUUCCACAGAAAAGUAGAGAGGACGUUGACGUACUGAGACAAGUGACUUAAAAGUAACGAGCUGUUUAUCUAGCAAGUAUAUUUUUGGCUCCAUUCCAAGAUUAUGUUGCUCAAAUUUUCUGUAUGUUCUUGUUAUUAAAUAUACUUGAACACUAGUUAGAGAAAGGAUGAUGUAUGAUCUGAAAACUUUCAACUUCACCGCACAUUUUCCAAAAGGCAUUUUACAGUCCGAACUCUGAAGUGAAGAUAUGGCAUUAAGUUCUUGAUAUAGGUGUUGCUGGUGAUGGAUUUUCCCCAACAACUAAUAGUCAGCUCUGAAGGUUUAUAGUUGCAAAUGUUUGAAUAUAAAUGUAUCCUAAGUACAUGUGUACACUUUAGUCCAAAGUUUACAAUAAAAAUAGUUCUUGAAGUCAUAGCAUGUUUUACAAUAAAGCAUAAUUAUGCUAUGUUGCA